AUGGCUGCCAACGCCGAUAUUAUUGUAGCUAUAGACCUCGGCACCACUUUUACAGGUGAGUUAGAUUUGUUCCAGUUAGACUUCUGUCUGACAGAAUUCAAACGUGCAGGUGUGGCGUGGAUGACACCGAAGAGACCACCACACGUCAUCAAUGACUGGCCCGGAAGUGGUGAUCGAAGUGAACGCAAGGUCCCGACCACCCUGGUCUAUAAUUCGGAUGGGAGCAUCUCUUCUUGGGGUUUCCUGUGCGAGGAUGACGACGACGACGAUGCGGGUUCUUCCAAGACGCGCAGAGAGUUCUUCAAGAUUUUUCUCGACCAAGACACCUUGACAGCAGCUCAAAGGCAAGGAAUCUCAAGUGUACCUUCCAGCACGAAUGAGGCGCAACGAUUUAUCAUAGACUAUCUCAAAGAGAUAUACAGCCACGUAAAGGAGAUCAUCGAGACACAAAUUGGGAAGCGGUCCCUUGGCGGUUGGGGACAGCUGAAUGCCGUGUUUCUGUUCAGUGUGCCCACCACGUGGACGAGCAUGGCCAUUAUCAAUACCUUCAAAGGUAUCAUCAAAAGUGCUGGGUUCGGUACAGAGGGCCCUAAUCAUACAGCACAGCUCGAUUUGACUGAGGCAGAGGCGGCCUCAAUUGCCACAUUGAAGAUGAGCCCUCUCGAGUUUCAAAAGGGAAGCCUCUUUCUAACCGUAGAUGCCGGUGGCGGCACAACAGACCUUGCUCUGAUGCGCGUCACAUCAACCGAGGCUUCAUACCCGGAGAUCUCCCAGGUCGCUUCUGUCACUGGCAUUGGUAUAGGCUCAACUCUGAUUGAUAGGGCCUUUGUUCGAUUAGUGACUGAGCGGCUUGAAGCUUAUCCUGAGGUCCGGAGAGUCUUACCCACGUACAAUAUCAUCGUGAGUUCGAGGAGCAGCCAGCUCAAGGCAUACGCCACUAAGAUGUCCAGAAGCCCUUUGUUCAUCAAUGCAAUUAAGCACAAGUUUGGAGAGAAAAGCUGGACGUGGGACAACUUCAGGUUCAAGAUGGACGGAGUCUCUCACGAGUUCAGCCACCCAGGGCUUCGCAUUGAAAAUGGAAGGAUGCUCUUCUCAAAGACCAGGGAGGAGAUUCAACAGCUCUUUGACAGUCAGAUAGAAGGUAUGAUAAAAAAAAUCAGGGAGCAGCUUGACUGGAUUACGCAAUCAGGGAUGCGCGAACAAGUGGCAUACAUGGUUUUGGCCGGGGGGCUGGGUAGCUCGGUGUAUGUGCGGCGGAAGAUUCAAGAGUAUUUGAUGUCUUGCAAUCACCCGAACGCUAAUCAAGUAGUUGUCAUCCCAUGCCAAGAACCUCAACUGGCGGUUAUUCGUGGCCUUUUAUUGGAUCAGCAGCAAAAGCUUGAAACAGGAUCACACGUUCUCAAGACCAGGAUAGCCCGAGCAAGCUAUGGUGUUUUGGUAAAAGUUCCCUAUUCCGCUGCUCUCCACGCCAGUGAGGACACGGAGGUUGACCGGUUUGACCGUGAUCGCACCUGGGCGCUUAGGCAGAUCCACUGGCUCAUACGAAAGGGAGAUGCGAUCGACUCAGACGCUGUGCUGACCAAAGGUUUCGAGUUUUGGCUCGGCCCACGCGAGACUACGAGGACGUGGGAUGCCAUUUUUCUGAUUUCCCACAAUGAAGCCUCCCAGCUCCCCAAAAGCUUGAAACAACCCGGAGCGAGCAAGUUGUGCUCCGUGGAGAGCAAUCUAUCUGGUGUCAAGCAGCAUGAAUUAGUUAUGAAGCACAAGCGAGGUACUUGCCUCAGGAGAGGAAAAACCUACUAUAUUUGUAACUUUGACAUCCAUGUCAUCGUUGCUCCAGCCGACAUACGGUUUGAGCUUUGGUUCGGCGGGCGCAAAUGGUCCGGCAACCACGAGCCUAUCUUGGUGACAUGGGACUAG
This is a messenger RNA of Clonostachys rhizophaga, 1920 nucleotides long. NCBI's taxonomy places the organism in Eukaryota, Fungi, Ascomycota, Sordariomycetes, Hypocreales, Bionectriaceae. The record is from the annotation of a GenBank genome assembly.